This is a messenger RNA of Prosopis cineraria, 2136 nucleotides long. Its product is annotated as uroporphyrinogen-III synthase, chloroplastic. The record is from RefSeq and is a predicted model, not a curated record. The transcript is spliced from 9 exons. Gene Ontology annotation, molecular function: uroporphyrinogen-III synthase activity. Bases 949 to 1857 code for a protein of 302 amino acids. Gene Ontology annotation, cellular component: chloroplast. NCBI's taxonomy places the organism in Eukaryota, Viridiplantae, Streptophyta, Magnoliopsida, Fabales, Fabaceae. Gene Ontology annotation, biological process: uroporphyrinogen III biosynthetic process.
GAAAGUUCACGAGUACGGCUUGUAAUUCCGUGUUCUUUGUGUUGCCCUUCUAGUUGAAAAAAGAAAAACGCAGCAAGGCAAAGUACAAUACACAGAAGCAAUGGGUUGAAGUUCCUCAAAUUCAAGGUGAUAAUAGCAACGAAUCAAGCAGAGUCAUAUUCCACACCCAAAGUCGAUUGAAGCUUUUUCCCGUGAUAGCUUUUCAUGCAUAGCCUCCCGCUCAUUGAUGGAUCGGAACUGGACUGAGCUUCACAGGCACGACAAAGAAAACGUUGCGGCGAGAGAUUCUCAACGAUACAGUGAAUUUCAGAAUGGCAAAUAAACAGCUGCUAUUCAGCGCAUCGAACGAACAACUAAGAAGAGCGACAUGACGGAUCGAGAGAGAAAAACCCGAUAAAAACGAAGAACGAUCCGAUAAGUUGAGUUGCAUGAACUAACGAUCAUUUGGGAGAAUCAUAGACCCCUAGCUCCAUAAUUUGAUGAAGCAAUUAAUUUAUAGACUACAUCUAUUCUAUGGAGUUUCUCGAAUCGCAGCCUGCAGGAUCAGGGUAGAUGAGCUGUCAAGUGUUGGGACCAGGGGUGCACAGCAACUUAGGGCUGGGUUGGGAAAUCGGGACGCAAAACCAUCAAAACGAAAAGAACUAAUCAUGAUGUUUCCACCUACAAAGUCUGUUCUGUGUUUUUCUUCUCUUUAGAUCUACGCCGUUAAUUAUCACUCUCUAUGGCUGAUUGCUGGUGAUAACGUAAUGGACCUUGUCGGCGAGUGGGGCCACGUGGCUUCAUUCGAUUGGAUUGGGGCUUUAUUAGUGCCCUAAUCUGAUAAUCAUUUUAAAGGUUCCGUGGAGAUAUUUAUGCUAAAUUGGGGAGUUAAUUAUGAGGCCAUUUGCAGCGACCGGAUAACAGCUGGCAUCCUGCAUCUAAACAUCAUUCUGUGCCUAACACGUUUCAAUGGCUCCUCUUUCUCUCUCUCCUUUGUGGUCUGCGUCUGCUCCUUCUCGUCUUUUGUUUCACCGGCGAAUCUUGGUUUGUCCUCCAGGAUUCAGUCAUGCUUCUGUUCCUGAAACGGAAUCACUGUCGCCGUCGCCGUCGACAUCGAAUUUGACCCCGAAAGUUGUGGUCACCAGAGAGCGUGGCAAGAAUGGCAAGCUUAUCAGUGCUCUGAAUAAACAUAAAAUCAAUUGUUUGGAGUUUCCACUCAUUGAGCACACUUUGGGACCUGACAUGGAUAGACUUGCUUCUGUAUUAAGUGAUAAUUCAUUUGAUUGGAUUGUCAUAACAUCUCCUGAAGCAGGUUCAGUUUUCCUAGAGGCAUGGAGAGCUGCUGGGGCCCCCCAUGUCAAAAUAAGCGUUGUUGGAGCUGGUACUGCAAGUGUUUUCAAGGAAGUCUCACUGUCAUCAAAGCAGUCACUUGAUGUUGCCUUUGCACCAUCAAAAGCAACAGGGAAGGUUUUGGCUACAGAGCUUCCAAAGGAUGGAAAAAAUUGCACCGUGUUGUAUCCUGCUUCUGCAAAAGCUAGCAGUGAGAUUGAGGAAGGACUUUCUAACCGUGGAUUUGAUGUUACAAGGUUGAAUACAUACACAACGGUACCAGUUCAGCAUGUUGACCAAGGGAUCUUAAAGCAGGCACUUGAUAUACCUGUUGUUGCUGUAGCUUCACCAUCUGCAAUUCGUGCUUGGAAGAAUCUUAUUUCAGAAUCAGAUUGGAAUGGUUCUGUUGCAUGCAUUGGCGAGACUACUGCUGCCAUGGCUAAAAGAUUAGGGUUUGAAAAAGUGUAUUACCCAUCACAACCAGGCCUUGAAGGCUGGGUAGAUAGCAUUGUUGAUGCCUUGGGAUCACAUGAUGAUUCAUUGAGGUAGCAUUCAUGUCUGCCCUCUCCAUUGCAACCCGGUGAUGCGUCCCACUGCUUUUCAUGCAGCGGUCAUUAAACUAAUGCUUCCACAUAUGGAUGAUGGAUCUACUUCCUCUCCUCAGUAAUGUAUUUUUGAAGUUACUGACAGAGGCUAUCAUAAGAUCCUUUCGUGAACAAAUAUUCUAUCAUGUAAAUACCGUUCCUGAUCACUGUCACUUUACCUGAUCCAUGCUAAAAUGUAUAUUUGGUACUUGGUGAGUUGGUGCAGCUUUUUUAUAUUCAUGCA